AUGCCUACCAUUUCCGUCGACAAGUACAAGCUUUACGAAGCCCUCGGUCAAAAAUUCACGACCGAGGAGUUUGAGGACCUUUGCUUCGAGUUCGGUAUCGAGCUUGACGAGGAUACUGAAAAUGAUGAGCGUCCAAUUGUCAACGGCGAACAGGAGCCUCCUCAGCUCAAGAUUGAGAUUCCCGCCAACCGAUAUGAUAUGCUCUGCUUCGAGGGUAUUGUCACCAAUCUCAACAUCUUCCGUGGACGUAUUGAGCCCCCCAAGUACCGUUUAGUCGAGCCCGCGAGUGGCAAGCUUGAGUCAAUCACCGUCAAGCCCGAAGCCGAGCAGGUCCGGCCAUAUGUCUCUGGCGCUAUCCUCCGCAAUAUCAAGUUCGACAAGAGCCGAUACGAGUCCUUCAUCUCUCUACAAGACAAGCUUCACCAGAAUCUUGCUCGGAACCGAACACUGGUCUCAAUUGGUACCCACGACUAUGAUACGAUUCAAGGUCCCUUCACCUACGAGGCUCUCCACCCCAAGGAUAUAAAGUUCAUCCCCUUGAACCAGACUAAGGAGAUGGACUCUGCCGAGUUGAUGAACUUCUAUGAGAAUGACAAGCACCUGGGCCGCUUCCUACACAUCAUUCGAGACUCACCAGUCUACCCCGCGAUCUACGACUCAAACCGUGUUGUCUGUUCCCUUCCUCCAAUUAUCAACGGUGAUCACUCCAAGAUUUCACUCGACACCACCAACGUUUUCAUUGAGAUCACCGCCACCGACCUCACCAAACUCGACAUUGUCACCGACAUCAUGGUUACCAUGUUCUCCAUGUACUGCUCUGAGCCUUUCACUGUCGAGCCCGUCCAGAUCAAUUCCGACCAUAACAACCAAACCAGAGUCACUCCCAACCUGAAGCCCAGAGUUGCUGAGGUUGAAAUCGACUACCUCAACAGCUGCACCGGGCUCAGUGAGUCUCCCGAGAGCCUGUGCAAGCUUCUCUCCAAGAUGUCUUACACCUCUACGCCAUCAACAAGAGAUUCCAACAUCCUCGAGGUUGCUAUUCCCCCAACCCGAGCUGAUGUCCUGCAUCAAUGUGACGUGAUGGAAGAUCUUGCCGUGUGCUACGGAUACAACAACCUUCCCCGUACUGCUCCUUCGCGAAGUGCUACGGUUGGCGCCCCCCUGCUGGUCAACAAGCUCAGUGAUAUUAUCCGAAUCGAGGCCGCCGUUGCUGGCUGGAGUGAGGUUAUGCCCCUGAUCUUGUGUAGUCACGAUGAGAACUUCGCUUGGCUAAACCGCAAGGAUGACGGAAACACCGUCGUACGUCUGGCCAACCCCAAGACCGCUGAGUAUCAGGUCGUGCGAUCAACUCUUCUACCUGGUCUUCUCAAGACCAUUCGCGAGAACAAGGGCCACAGCGUGCCAAUGAAGAUCUUCGAGGUCUCUGACGUUGUAUUCAAGGAUGAGUCUCAGGAACGCAAGGCUCGCAACGAGCGACAUUUCGCCGCAGCCUGGUAUGGCCGAACAAGUGGUUUCGAGGUGGUCCAUGGCCUGCUUGAUCGUGUUCUUCUCAUGCUUCGAACUGCUUUCCUCACCCACGAGGAGGGUCUUUCUGGCAAGAGUGUCGAUUUUGAGGUAAAGGAGAACCCUGGCAAGCCUGAUGGUUACUGGAUCCAGGAGCUUGACGAUGCCACUUUCUUUGCUGGCCAUGCUGCUUCCGUAUACCUGCGUCUUGGUGGAAAAGAGAGACGCAUCGGGGAGUUCGGCAUCUUGCACCCUACCGUGUUGGAGAAGUUUGAUUUGAAAUACCCUGUCAGCACUCUCGAAAUCAAUCUCGAGGUCUUCCUGUAA
Fusarium mangiferae is the source of this 1830-nucleotide messenger RNA. RefSeq names its product putative phenylalanine--tRNA ligase alpha chain. The transcript has 3 exons. The coding region runs from base 1 to 1830 and encodes 609 amino acids. Gene Ontology annotation, cellular component: cytoplasm; phenylalanine-tRNA ligase complex. Gene Ontology annotation, molecular function: ATP binding; magnesium ion binding; RNA binding. Lineage: Eukaryota; Fungi; Ascomycota; Sordariomycetes; Hypocreales; Nectriaceae. The record is from RefSeq and is a predicted model, not a curated record. Gene Ontology annotation, biological process: phenylalanyl-tRNA aminoacylation.